GGCACGCGAGACUUUAAUCGAUCCGAUCCCGCCCCAAAGAGUGAACCGGCUCUCCUACGUUUGCUAGAUUACGUCCAAGUAGAUCAAGUUGUGAAAGUUUUCUAUUUUUCAAGGCAAGACUCACUCUCCACGAAGUAGCUCAUAACUGUAUCGAUUUGCGAGGGAAAAGCACACAAUUUAAGGCACGCACUUUCAUUUAUGUGACCUCUCCCCUUAUGGUGCAUAUUCAUUGGCGUAGCUACGUGGGAGAGCGUAUAAAGGAGGAACCAUGAUGGAUCAAUUAAAAUAACAUGAGGAACACGGUGCAGCUUGGCACAGUGGACCCGAGCCUGACACGACCACACACACGGGAAAUACGGUUCGGGCCAAGAAUCUAAACUUUACGUGCGGUAAAGUGAGGCAGGUUGGACAUUCUUCAGAAAUAAGUAAGCACAAUGGCGUCCUUGAUAACUCCACUUCUCUCUGUGGCACCAACUCGAGCUCUUGUUGAUGAGAAGUUCAAGGUGCGAGUAAAAAAUCUGCCUGCAGGACUUCCAUUCACUCUUCACUCCCUCCACCUAUCAGAAGACAAUGACUACUGGGAGGCAUUUGGUCAUUACAUCAGUAACUACAAUGGAACAGUGUGUGUUUCAGAGCAUUUAAGUCUAGGGGGGACAUACACAGGCAAAGAGCCCAUGGGUUUGUUGUGGAGUUUACGUCCAGUUCCAGGAAGCCGCAAAGGCCUUAGAUUAAGAAAGAAGAAUGUCUCUAGCCCUCUGCUGUAUACUAUCUCAGUAUACAGCGGGCAUUUAACUGAGGGAUUUCGAGACCAGGCACCACUGGCCUCAGUGGUGACAGAACGAUGGUACAUGGCUCCAGGAGUUCAGCGGAUCAGCAUCAAAGAAAACAUAGUGAGAGGGACUAUGUUUUUACCCCCAGGCCCUGGUCCAUUCCCGGGACUCCUGGAUAUGUGGGGUGGUGGAGGUGGCUUGGUGGAGUAUCGUGCCGCCAUACUGGCUUCACAUGGUUAUGCUGCUUUUGCCUUGGAGUACAUAAACCCUGGAGAGAUGGCGACUGCUGAGCUGGAGAUAGAGUAUUUUGAGACAGCGUUUAAUAUAGUGAAGGACCAUCCUAGGGUGAUACCUAACAAAGUCGGGAUAUUUGGGCUGUCUUUUGGUGCGACAGUGGCCUUUUAUUUGGCAUCUGAGAGCAAUGUUGUUAAGCCUCGCUGCUGUGUAUGUAUCAAUGGACACACUAUCUUUAGCCGUGGGAAGUCUUUUGCCGAACAAAGCGGUGAAAUGCUAAGGAAUGCCCAUUUGAUACGCAUAGAUGAAGACGAUAAUCAUAUGUGGAGGAAUUUAUUUCUCAGCAGAGAUAACACACUUGAUAUGGAAAAAAUAAAUUGUCCGGUGUUGCUGGUGUGUGGCGAGGAUGAUCAGAAUGUUCCUUCUGUGGAAAUCGCAGAUGAUAUUGAACGGACAAUGCAUGCUGCGGGGAAAGGGCAUUUACUGACCCGAAUAAAUUAUCCUGGAGCUGGACAUCUCAUUGAAGUUCCCUAUGCACCUCAUUUCAGAGUGACAGCAUUCAUGCAAUCAAGAACACAGAAAAUCAUGAUGCUGUGGGGAGGGCAGACCAAACCUCAUUCAGAUGCACAGGAAGACUCAUGGAAGAAGAUCUUGGACUAUCUAGAACACCAUCUGUUCUCAAGCCCCAGUCUGGAGUCUAAACUGUAAAGAACCAAAAGUGCAAAGUUUGCAGCAUUUUAAAUUGAAAUCAUGUUUUUUAUUUUUAUCAGCAAAUCUUUAAAUAAUUGCUUAAAAUGCAUUUUUAUAUAUAUAACUACUAAAACUCAGAUAUUAAUGAUAUUUAUGUCUUGUUGCAACGGAGGUCUUGACAAUUUGUGUACAAGUCUAUACAUUUUGUAAGCUUCACAUGAUUAAUGUUUUGGUAAAGUAAAUAUAGAAAGAAUGUUGCCUUACCUAAUUUUACUUCCAUCUAAUAAAAAUAUUUUUUCUGACACC
Periophthalmus magnuspinnatus is the source of this 2000-nucleotide messenger RNA. RefSeq names its product peroxisomal succinyl-coenzyme A thioesterase-like. The coding region runs from base 435 to 1712 and encodes 425 amino acids. Gene Ontology annotation, molecular function: fatty acyl-CoA hydrolase activity. Gene Ontology annotation, biological process: acyl-CoA metabolic process; fatty acid metabolic process. Lineage: Eukaryota; Metazoa; Chordata; Actinopteri; Gobiiformes; Gobiidae. The transcript has 13 exons. The record is from RefSeq and is a predicted model, not a curated record.